This is a messenger RNA of Aaosphaeria arxii CBS 175.79, 2751 nucleotides long. RefSeq lists its product as uncharacterized. Lineage: Eukaryota; Fungi; Ascomycota; Dothideomycetes; Pleosporales. Bases 1 to 2619 code for a protein of 872 amino acids. The record is from RefSeq and is a predicted model, not a curated record. The transcript is spliced from 2 exons.
AUGACUGGUCCGAGUGGUGCUCAAUUUAUUGCUGGCCAAUUUGCCGGGCCCGACGCGGGAGUCACCUUGACGUCCUCGGGCCCUCCAGAGCUCAGCAACCUGUUGCCCUUCGCGACUCCGCUUGACGAGACCCACGACCGUAACGAACGAACAUACACGACAUCUCUGCAGCAACGUCAGCAGCAGGCUGCCGAGUUCUAUCGCUCCCAGCACAACCACUCGCGAGUCUCGAGUUCGUCUGGCAGUCAAACCACCCUCAGGCGCACCCCCAACUUCGAAGACCUCUCCAGGGCCAGGUCCGCAUCAAUUGAACCCCCUGCACCCGAUCCACCACCACAGCCACGCGGUGUACGUUUCGCGCCCACUCCCGCCGAACAAUUACGCUCUCCACCCCAUCCCGCCCUACGGAUCUCGCGCAGGACUGCAUCUGCCAUACAUUGGGUGUUGGAGGAGGCCAUCCGCGUUCCUGUUCCCUUCACCCCGGUGCUCGAGGAAGAGAACGCGCAAAUGUCAGACCUGACGGGAGGCGGCAACGGCAACGGCAACGGCAACGGCCGCGCUGCCAAUGGCAGUGCGCGCACCACGGCCGGUCCCGUGCCUGUCUCUCAAUCGGACCGUUCCAAUAUCCGCACUCCCCAGAUGAUCAUGAACCAACGGCGCGAACGCGAAGCGGCGCGCCGCCGAGAGACCGAGGCGGACGCUGCCCGCGUCGCCGAGGAACAGCGCAAAGCAGAAGAGGAGCGCAGGCGGAGUGCGGAACGUAGAGCUCAGGCUAUUAGCGUAGCUGGCGCACCCGCGCCUACCGACAAUGCCGGUGCUCCCAGGAGGGCUGCACAGAGCGCGCCCUUGCAACCUGGCGAAAGUCAAUACUCACAAUACCCCCCUACGUCGGGGCCAGGAGUGCCGAGACAGCCAGAGAGACAGGUGCCUCCUCAGUCUGGCGGCCCUGUGAAUCCGCCCACCUCGAGUCAACAUCCAGACACAACGUCAGGUGCACAGUACGGCCGACCUAGGGCUCGCUCACAAACUCAGCAACAAUCCCAAUCUGCGCCCGGAUUUCAAAACAAUCCAGGAGCCUCCGACUCAAGAAGGCCACCUCCUACCCAGCAUGCAAGACGUCCGUCCGCGCAAGCUGGCUCAUCUCAGGCUGGCCCUUCGACAGUCCCACCUGCGCCGGGUCUACCACCUGCUGGCUCGUUAGCUGGAUCUCAGCAGCGCGGAUCGACCACAUCGACAUUUCCCCAUGCCUUUGAGCGGUGGGAGAAUCUAUCGUCGCACUGGGAAGGCCUGACUUCGUACUGGAUUCGCAAACUGGAGCAGAAUGCGGAAGAGGUUCGCAGAGACGCCCUGUCCCAGCAGAUGUCGCGCCAGAUCACAGACCUUUCCGCUGCUGGCGCGAAUCUGUUCCACGCGGUGGUCGAACUGCAACGUCUGCGUGCAUCUUCAGAACGUAAGUUCCAGAGAUGGUUCUACGAGCACCGGCAGGAUCAGGAGCGGGCGCAGGAGAGAGAGGCACAGUUGGACCACACCAUCAGGGUGGAACGUGAAGCUCGUGCCAACGCCGUGACAGACAUGGAGCGCAUGGCCACAGAGAAGAAGAAUGCCGAGCGCAUGGUGGCUGAGAUGAAACGAGAGCUUCAAAUAUCGAAAGAGGAAGCCCGCAGAGCAUGGGAAGAGUUGGGACGUCGGGAACAGGAAGAGCGCGAUCGCACCUUCUCCCUACGGGAAGGCCAACCGACCUUGGUAGGAGGUGUGCAGGUCGUUCCGAUGGCGGCACAAGGGAUCGGCCGGCAGGAUAGUGUAUCACAGCGGCAACAAGGCGGCGACGACAGUUUUGCGGUGGGCCAACUGAUCGAAGGCCAGUAUUCCUACGAGGAGGGCCAUUCGCCAACAGACACCGACCCCUUCACUGAGGGAGCACGCCGUGGCACGCCUCAAAGAUUUGAACCCGAGCAUUCAUCACUCGCCCAAGGGGCAUACGUUCCCAGUGGCGCAUCGGCAAGCACCCGUCCUGGUGCAACCUCGCAACCAACCGAACAGGCUCAAGCACCCGCUCCGUCGCACCCUGAGCAUCCAACUUCAACUGCUGGACAACAGGCUCCUAUUGUAUCCACGUCCAGACCGGAGGCAUUCUAUCAGCAACCUGAAGCCUACCUGCACCGAGAGAGUGUCGCCAGUGUUCCCGAGGAUGUGCGGUCGUACGUGACGUCACAGCCAUCAGAGAUCUCUGACCCUGAUGAGGAAUAUGCCUACGAUCACAAUGGCAACUACAUACUGGAUGAAUCCGGGCACCGCAUUCCAUUCAGGGAUCUCCGCGAGCGAGACUCAGACGAGUACGAUGUGCAAGAAGAUCGUCGCCGCGAGCUUGAGCAUCUUCAACGGUAUGGCACAGCUCCCCAGGGUACCAGCAGCUAUGCAACCACCUCAAGCGCCGGCCCUUCUCAUCCACAAUCGUACCCCACUGCGAACGCCCCCGACUAUAGUGGCGAAGGUUACGGCGAAGAAUGGGAAGGGAUGCGACACCAUCAUCCAACUCGAUUGAGCGACGUCCUGGAAGAGGAUGAGCGCAGUCGAACAUCUCCGAGCAGAGCCAGUCAGGCCUCUCGGGGAAUAUUCUGAUUGAAGUGAUCACUUCACAUGAAUUCAUUUCAUGGAGCAACUCAAUGCAGAAGGAUUCCUCGGUUUCGAUUUCGAUUUCAGUCGUCCAGCUACUUCGGUUCCCGCCGUAGCUUGUAUUGUUUUUCCAAUACC